UCAACAUUAUAUUUCUUAAGCACUUUAUUUAACAGUUAUCCACCUCUAAGUCAAAGCCAAUAUGUCUGGUACAUCAAGCCUUCUUGUUAGGAUACUUGACACUGGCCGCUACUCUGAUUUUACCAUCAAAUGUAGCAAUAAAGUGUUUAGAGUUCAUCGAAAUGUAGUGCCUCUCGCCGUUCAUGUGGAUAGUGCAUUUUUGAAGGCUUUGAUCGACGAAAUAAAUCUGCCAGAUGAUUAUCUGGCAAUUGUUGAAAGAAUUAUCAAAUUCCUUUAUAUCGGAGACUUCGAUGCUAUACCUUCUAUUAAUGAAAUCGUUGAAGAGGCGUCAAAUAUAUAUUUCCAAGAGUUUCCAAUUGAGGCAUCCGAUGAAAAAUCAAUUGCGCUUAUCAAGGAAACUGUUUUUCAAGUAGUUGACGAAUUUUUGGAAAUAUUGACAAUUUGUAUACGCGUUUUUAUCAUAGCAGAAAAAUAUGAUAUUCAAGUAUUGAAGGUACUCGUCAAAACCAAAUUCGAAAAGGCUGUAUUCACUGAAUGGAAUACUAUUUCACUAUCAGCUAGCCUAAGGCUUAUGUACGAUGAACUUCCAGAGUCCGAUCGCCUACUCAAAGACAUUGCGAUUCAAGCUGCUGCUGAUCAUAUGGAGGAACUGGCUGAUAAAGGGGAAUUUGCAAAAUUGUGUAAGGAGGAUGGGGAGAUCGCAUACGAUGUUCUCAAGGCUUUUUUACAUGUGGCGAACCAUUCUGCGAUAGUAUGUCCAAAUUGUAACACGAAGCAUAGGGGGAAAGCUUCAAAUAAAGGAAAGCAAAAAUAUAGCUGCCAUGGUUGUGAUGAUCACUUUUAUAUUGCUUUAAAUUAAAUACAAUUUUAAAU
Botrytis sinoallii is the source of this 873-nucleotide messenger RNA. RefSeq lists its product as uncharacterized. The record is from RefSeq and is a predicted model, not a curated record. The transcript is spliced from 4 exons. The coding region runs from base 62 to 859 and encodes 265 amino acids. Lineage: Eukaryota; Fungi; Ascomycota; Leotiomycetes; Helotiales; Sclerotiniaceae.